ACGCUUCGCCCGUCCGAUUUUUCUUCCUUUGCGACCAGGAGCUUUUCUGCAGCAGUUUCCUCCGAAACUUACGCCCGUGCAGAUUUAUGGCCGGAAAAUCAUAGCACCGCCAGCAACGUCGAGCUAAUGGAGGCCAUGAAGAAAUUGGACGCGGACCUGGUGGCCCUUUUCGCCACUGCUGCCUCCGCCGAACCUCUUAAGAUUAGGAAACAGCAGGAGGUCCUGUGGCCGGGAGCCGAGCCGGAGCAAACCGCCCAGGAAUCGGAGGAUGAUGAGCUGGUGAUGACGCCGGAGCUCUUCCGCAGCUGCAACGCCUUGCAGCUGCACUUGGAGGCACUGACAUUGCAGCCGGAGGGAACCCAACGCAUGGAACUGGUUCAGAACGAAGUGCGACCCAUUUUCACCGUGGAGUGCCAGCUGUCGGGGGACUUGAUCCGUAAAGUGCCGCGCCAACCGAUGUUCCACAUCAUGCAGUUCGAGUCGGAGAAGUUCCAGAGCCUGACGCAGUGCACCCGUUUCGGGCAGACGGCUCAGCGUCAGGUCGAUAUGGAAGAUAAGAGCCUGCAGGAUCCGGAACAGAGUGCUGGCCAUGUAGACAUCACGGUUUGGUGGCGCGAACCCGGCACCUGUCUCAACGAAAUGCUCGGCAUGGGCCGCCUGGAGCUCAGGGAGCUCUACAGGGCAUCCCUGUUGGAGCAGUGCAAGUGCAUUGCCAUUCGGCGACGCGACGUCCACCUGGGUAGCGUGUACUUGAAGAUCAGUCUGCUUCAGAAUUUGAAUGGUAGCCCGGAGCAGCCGCAGCAACAGCAGCAGCAGCCGGGCCAAAAGAACGAAAGUGGAAACAAGGCAGCAGUUAAUUGCAACUCGAAGGCCGUUUUAACGCCCCCUCAGCCGCCGGCGCCGCCACCUCCUCCUCCCCAAGCCAACAACAACAGCAAGGCCAUCUUGGAGUGCAUCAACUUCAUGGCAGAGACCAAUAAAGUCCGUCUCCUCAGGGGUUAUCUCUACGCCGGGGAGCUGCGUCAAUUAACGGCGGGCGGUAGUAAGACCGCGUGCCAGGAGCUAUCACUUGAGCCCUUCUGGCAGCCGCAGCCACUGCUGAGCAAGUUAACCGAUGGGGGAUCCUUCGAGCUGCAGGAGCAAUUCGCCAUCAUCAAUGAUGAGCGCUUCCUGCAGAGCGUCGAGCGGCAGCAGCUGGUCAUGGAGCUGCGUCCAUUGGGAGGAGUCGUACGACUUCCGCUGCACCAGUUCUUCAUCGCCUACAGAGACUCCAGCAUCACAAAUCACCUGUGCAAGGGAAAGCUACCAGUGAUCUCCAUCGAUGGCUGGGCACCAAUUGUCAGUGCUGAGAACAAGACGCCUCUGGGCGAGCUCAAGGUGCUUCUGGCCAUUGGAAGUGAGUCGCAGAUUGCUCAACUGAAGCAGCUGCGUGGCUUCGACCAUGACAACAACCAAGUACCGGCUCCAAGCCGGACCACAGACUUACUCGACAUGCUUCAAAAUGCCAUCGCAGCUCCGACGCCGAAUAUCGCAGGUCCAGUAAUGCCGCCGCCACCGGCUCCUCCAGCGCCCAGUACCUUUAGCUUCCAGUUGCGCAUCGUGGGAGCUGCUGGACUGCCCCUAAAUCCCGGCUAUGGGAAAUCGAAGAAGCAAGUAAAACGUCAGUCGGCAGCCAAGCGCUUCCCGCCCAACGAACCUCCCAACACCUAUGUGACCUUCCAGGCCAUCAGUUGCAAUAGUCAGACCUAUAAGUCGCACGAAGGAUUGGUGUACGCCACACCAAUUGUACCCAAAUCGACGAAGCCCCAGUGGCUUAGCAAGUUCCGCGUGGACGUGAGUCGCGAUUAUCGCAGCAAUCCCCAGAAGCUUUUCAUUCUGAAGCUUUGGAAAAAGGCGGUUGUUAGCCCAAAUGGCAUCACAGAGCCGUCUCCCCAUGAAGAUGCCAUAAUAGGAUUCGCUGCACUUAAUCUUAACCAAAAACAAGCGGGCGGAGGCUUUCCCAGCGGAUGGCAUAACAUAGUAGACUUCAAUGGACGUGUGACUGGGGGAAUCGAGGCGCACGUGGAGCCCAUAUCGCCCAGUGUAGAUACCGUAAUCGAUCAGUUCGAGAAGUCCAUGGAACUGGGUCACUUGCAGUUGGGCCAGGCCAUCAAGCGCAAAUACACGGAGCUGGAGGAGAUCUCGCAGAGAUUGCGAUCUCGGCUGGUGGAUGUGACGGGGGAAACGCUGAAGUUCCCGGAAUUCGAUGUCGACUCCGCAUUGGACAGUUGGCAACAGGAGGGAGAUGACGAUGAUUUAGCGGAGGACUUUGAACGCUCCCUACGCACUCCCACGCCCCCUGGCUCGCCAACGCCCUCCACCAGCACCGCCGCACAAAAUCUCAGAAACUCGAACGGUCAGGAAUAGCCCAGGGCCAAAAGUCAGUUAAGAAUGUUUUUUCCUCUCUCCACAUCUCGAUGUCGUCUCUGAUAUUGGCUCAAAUGGUAGCUAUAGUUAACCAUCUAGAUUUAGGCAAUAUAUAUAUAUAUAAUGCGCGGAUCUUAAUCUGAUCUGAUAUUAUGCUGUACUUAAAUUGGCAUCCCAGUUUUGCCUCGAUUCACCGUCUUAUGGCUGUCUAUAUAGCAUAAAAUCAAAGCUAGCAACGAUCACCCAGCGAUCGUUUCAUUGAGUUACAAAUCGUCGAUUGAAUAUUGUUUUAAGUCACGAGGAUUUUUCCCAGCAACCACACGGAAUAUGUAUUAGUUUCGGAACUGUGUUAAUCACCUAAGUAUUUAGACACUAUUACCUAAUAAAACUUUAAAUAAAAUUACAAUUGCUAAAGCAACUC
Drosophila melanogaster (fruit fly) is the source of this 2827-nucleotide messenger RNA. RefSeq lists its product as uncharacterized. The record is from RefSeq and is marked reviewed. NCBI's taxonomy places the organism in Eukaryota, Metazoa, Arthropoda, Insecta, Diptera, Drosophilidae. The transcript is spliced from 5 exons. The coding region runs from base 127 to 2406 and encodes 759 amino acids.